Messenger RNA from Cetraspora pellucida, 546 nucleotides. The record is from the annotation of a GenBank genome assembly. NCBI's taxonomy places the organism in Eukaryota, Fungi, Glomeromycota, Glomeromycetes, Diversisporales, Gigasporaceae.
GAUUCCACCGUUAUAAAAUCUCCUACACCAACAAAAAAACGGACCAAAACAUGCACCCGAACUUUAGCGGCACCAACACUAGUAACUGUCAGAAAUCCCAAAACUCUUUGUCCAAUUGUUCUCGAAUAUUCUAUUCAUGCUGGACCAAAUAAAUUUAAUAGAGAAUUGAAAAAUGUAUUUCCACAAAUCGCUGAACCUGAUAAGUGUCUCUUUGUUGAAUGGGGUAAAGAAGUUUGUCAAAAAUUAAGGGAUCUUGGGUAUUGGUCUGAUCUCACUGAUCCUGCUUCAGGAUAUCCUAUUUUUUCCGAUCCCGGACCAUCAACCUAUCCAGACAUUCAAGGUGCCGAACAACUUUUAAAAUAUGAUAUUUAUAAUGCGGGGUGUUGUCAUAUUUUACUACACCCAAAAUGGGGUAGUAAAGUCUAUCCUGGGACUUUAUUUACUACUGCUAAUGAAAAUUGCAUUAAACAAGUUAUUAAUGAGAGUGUUUUAAAGUUUCAUAAUUCACUUUAUGAAGAAGAUAAUGAAACUUUAGGAACUAAUUAG